AGAAUCACAAACAUAGUGGCAACACCAAGUCCACAAAAAUCUUAUACUCGGCAAACCUUAGCCUUAGAUAGAUUAUAGAACCUCAACUUCCACAUUAAUCUUUUCCACUAGUUUUUACUACUAUUAUUAUCUGCACUCUUGUUCUCUAAUUAUAUUUUCCUAAUCAUCGUGGACAUGGCAACAACAGCUUUGUCCACAACCACUCUACUUUCCUCUAGAAGAAACCCACAACACAUGUACUUUCAACCCUCUUCAAUUAAAAAUGAAAUUCCAAAAACUGUACAUGUUUCAGUCUCAAAAGACAGUUUUUCAAUCAAUGAAGAGAGUGAUAAAUGUUCCUCUUUGUUGGUGAACAGAAGAACAGUAUUGGUUUCUGGAGUUUCCUUGUUGGGUUUUCCAGGAGUGGGUUUGGCUGUAGUGAAACAAGGUCUUUUAGCUGGGAGAAUUCCUGGUCUGUCUGAGCCAGAUGAACAAGGUUGGAGGACAUAUCGCAGGCCAGAUGAGAAGUCAGGAGGACAUGGUAUUGGAUGGAGUCCUAUUAUUCCAUACACCUUUUCAGUGCCUCAAGAAUGGGAAGAGGUACCUGUAUCAAUAGCAGAUCUUGGUGGCACCGAGUUAGAUUUGAGAUUUUCCAGCUCUAAGGAAGGACGUUUGUUUGUCAUUGUUGCACCUGUUCUUAGAUUCUCUGACGAACUUGGUGAUAAUGCUACAAUAGAAAAAAUUGGACCUCCAGACAAAGUGAUCAGCGCUUUUGGUCCAGAAAUGAUUGGAGAAAAUGUAGAAGGGAAGGUUCUUAGUUCAAGUGUAGCAGAACAUGAAGGAAGAACUUACUAUAAGUUUGAGCUAGAGCCUCCUCAUAUUUUCAUUACGGCCACUGCUGCUGGCAACCGCUUAUACUUGUUUGGUGUGACCGGUAAUGGCCUUCAGUGGAAGAGACACUACAAUGAUUUGAAGAAGAUAUCCGACUCUUUCCGAGUUGUAUAAUUGGAAUUUUCAUUGAAUUGAGAGAUUACGUGUAUGCAAUUUUAUGAUCCGUAGAAUAGUAUACUGUAAUACAGAAGUUUCCAACUACUUUGCUUGAUUGGGAUUUCUGUGAAUCAAGAGAUCAAAUAUGUAAAGUCUUCGUACCUUCACUAUACCAGAACAGUUUUGUUACUUUGUUAUGCUAAAGUAAAUAGUCUGUUAUGAA
Molecule: messenger RNA, 1189 nt
Organism: Trifolium pratense (red clover)
Lineage: Eukaryota; Viridiplantae; Streptophyta; Magnoliopsida; Fabales; Fabaceae
Product: psbP domain-containing protein 4, chloroplastic
Exons: 5
Coding region: 175-984 (269 amino acids)
Biological process (GO): photosynthesis
Cellular component (GO): photosystem II oxygen evolving complex; photosystem II; extrinsic component of membrane
Molecular function (GO): calcium ion binding
Source: RefSeq, a predicted model, not a curated record